Bursaphelenchus xylophilus (pine wood nematode) is the source of this 1552-nucleotide messenger RNA. The record is from the annotation of a GenBank genome assembly. NCBI's taxonomy places the organism in Eukaryota, Metazoa, Nematoda, Chromadorea, Rhabditida, Aphelenchoididae.
AUGCCGGAUCGGAUAAAUCCGGACCCAUCGUACGACGACAAUAUUUUGGACCAAGUCUCGAGGCCGCCAGAAGAUGGAUCGAUUGAUUUUAUUGCUCAUGUUUACGUGAUGCCUUGUUUGCUUAUUAUUGGUAAGAAACUCUAUAAAUACCACGUUUUACUUUGACUUUGAGACUGAAAAUUUUUAAUUUAUUGUCUUCAGGGUUUAUAAACCAAUCCCUAAACAUUGGAACCCUCAAUUCGCUGGCGUCUGCCGGAUAUUUAUACCUCAAAGCAUCGGCAAUCGCCGAUGUUCUCUCUAUUUUGGCGUUGAUCCCAUUUUGCGUCCGUCAAGGGCACGCUCAUAAUGCCCACUCUUAUAUGGCCAUGUUUUUUCAUGCCCACAUUGAACUUCCGUUGAUCAAUUCGCUGAUCACUGCGAGGUAAGAAUGAAGCCCUAUAAAUAGUUGAGCGUGAAGAAAAUGUGACUGAGGAGGAGAUACAGAAAAUUAUUUAUAAAGAAGAAAUGUUAAAGUCAUCAAAUUUCAGCGCCCUCUGUCUUGUGGCCAUGACCAUCGACCGAUACCUCUCCAUCCGCCAUCCCAUUACAUUCUACAAUACUCCAGACUGUAAAAACCGAAUCCGACAUUCGAUCUCGAUCCUCUUCGCCGUCUCUUUCAUAUUAUUCAUCCCUUCCGGCUGGCAGAAAAUCCUCGUUCCCCAUUGGGAUCCACAUGAACGCACGGUGUACUGGACCAUCGAAAUCAACCGCCAACUCAACCAGUCGACCACUUUUCAAACAUAUCUGAUGUUCAGAGAAUUCAUCAGCCGACUUGGACCAAUUGCAAUUUUGACGGUGCUAAACGUUGGGAUGAUCCGAUCGUUGCGAAGAAUCAAGAUUCGCUACAAUUCGAGAAGAGUUAAUCAGCCUCCAAGGGUUAGAGAGAUGGAUCGGACGAGGAUAUCCGUGCUGUUGUUGAUUACUUCUGCGACUUUUGUGAUCUGCACCCUGCCGGCGAGCGUUUUGAGUUUAUUUGUCAGCAAAUCGGCGCUCUACGAUGACUGGAAGUUUCAAUUGUUCAGAGCUUUCGCAAACUGCCUACAAGUAUCACAGUGAGUGUAGUUUUAAAAUUUUCCUUCUCUUUUGUGUUAGGAGGUCAGAUUACGUUCAACAAGAUUUUUAUUUAUCUCGAUCUUAUGGAUAAUAUAAAAUCCAGGUAUUUCCCCUUAAUUUUCAGCAAAAAAAUUAACUUGAAAAAGAUAAAUCAACCUUUAUUUCUGAAGAAAAAGCCUUCAGCCUCUCUAAUUCUCGAUUUUUCAGUUACCUCCACAACUUUUAUCUCUACACGAUCUGCUCUUCGGAAUACCGUCACGCCUUCCUGAAACUCAUAGGAUGUUAUAAACCAAAUCGAUUCUCAAACUCUACCGGCGAUUCCCCAACAAUCCGGUUCUCCAACACCAAUGUGGCUCAAUAUUUGCUGACGAGGAUCAACGGGAAAUACGUUGGGCGCCAAAAACUUUCAAUGGCCGCCGUUCCUUUGCAAGUCGAAAAGAAAACCCCGGCGUCGGCUUAA